AUGGUCAUUAGCCUGCUUCUAUGCUGCAGUUAUCUUGGAGAGAAACUGGAGCCUUUAAUUAUCGGCAAAUAUCGAAACCCUCGGUGCUUAAAACAAUUCAAUCCUGAUGUUUUUAACGUCAUGUACUCUUCUUCUAAAAAUUCGUGGAUGACAACUGAAAUUUUUAAAAGCUGGGUUUUUAAAUUAAAUACCAGAAUGCUUUCUGAAAACCGAAAAAUAUUAAUGUUGUUGGAUAAUGCUAGUUCUCAUAGACUAUCCGAUUAUUCAAACAUUGAAUUUUUAUAUUUACCUAAAAACACUACAUCGUUAGUUCAGCCAUUGGAUAUGGGCAUAAUUAAAGCACUGAAGACAAAUUACAGUAAUUUACUUAUCGAAUUCGUAUGCAUUUGUGAAAAUAGAAGCAAUUUUUUGGAAGCAAUCAAAAGUUUCAAUUUACGGAAUGUGAUGCAACUAAUUUCUGAAGCCUGGGCCAAUGUAACUUCAAAUCAAAUUCAAAAUUGUUGGAAAAAAAUUUUUGAGUGUAGAUGGGAGGAAACAAUAAAUAUCAAUUCGAAGAUUUAUACGGACAUGACAGAAAUGGUGAACGAAGUCUUUGUCGAAGAAUUGCUUGAAAGCGAAAUAAAUUUUUAUAAUGGUCCUGAAUCAACAGACAUCAUAGAUCCACUGACUCUUAUUAAUAAUAUGGAGGAAAAUAUAUGCAAACUUUCUCCAGAAUUAUUAAAUGAUUUCUACGCCCUAAGGAAAAAAUAA
This is a messenger RNA of Octopus sinensis (East Asian common octopus), 750 nucleotides long. Its product is annotated as tigger transposable element-derived protein 6-like. Bases 1 to 750 code for a protein of 249 amino acids. Gene Ontology annotation, cellular component: nucleus. The transcript has a single exon. The record is from RefSeq and is a predicted model, not a curated record. Gene Ontology annotation, molecular function: DNA binding. Lineage: Eukaryota; Metazoa; Mollusca; Cephalopoda; Octopoda; Octopodidae.